Molecule: messenger RNA, 4512 nt
Organism: Phacochoerus africanus (Common warthog)
Lineage: Eukaryota; Metazoa; Chordata; Mammalia; Artiodactyla; Suidae
Gene: ALPK1
Product: alpha kinase 1
Exons: 14
Coding region: 310-4038 (1242 amino acids)
Biological process (GO): protein phosphorylation
Molecular function (GO): protein serine/threonine kinase activity; ATP binding
Source: RefSeq, a predicted model, not a curated record
GCUGCCGAAAGUCCCGGGGUUAAAUUACACAACCCUGUUCUGAGACAGGCUAUAUUUUCUUUCAAAUUCCUACUUCCUGAAACGGAGGCUGUUUAUGAGAAACAGUAUGUUUCAGGAAGGUUGUGCUAUAAUUAACUUUUUUUUCCCCGAGUUACAUUGGCUGGUUUUAAAGUGCUUUUCCUCUUCUACGAGAUAAAGGUACCUCAGCCUUGAAGGGGCUCUUUGAUCGAGGAUCGAUGUCUUCUCCUGGGUAAUUGAUCACUGUAGGCCCAGGGACACUCGACUCAUCAUUGAGGGAGGGUGAUCAUCAUGAAUAAUCAAAAAGCUGUAGCUGCGCUACUGCAGGAGUGCAAGCAAGUGCUGGACCAGCUCUUGUUGGAGGCGUCAGAUGUGUCGGAGGAGGACAAGAGGGAGGACCAGCGGUGCAGAGCUUCACUCCCCAGCGAGUUAAGAACCCUGAUCCAGGAGGCAAAGGAAAUGAAGUGGCCCUUCGUGCCUGAAAAGUGGCAGUACAAACAAGCCGUGGGCCCAGAGGACAAAACAAACCUGCAGGAUGUGAUUGGCGCCGGGUUGCAGCAGUUACUGGCAUCCCUGAAAGCCUCCAUCCUCGUCCGGGACUGCGCCACCGCCUCUGCCAUUGUGUUCCUGAGCGACCGGUUCCUAUACGGGCUUGAUGUCUCCAGUGAGCUCCUGCGGGUCGCCAAAGGGCUGCACAAGCUGCAGCCGGCGACGCCAAUUGCCCCCCAGGUGGUUAUUCGGCAAGCCCGAGUCUCGAUGCACUCAGGGAAACUUUUAAAAGCAGAGUAUAUCCUGAGCAGUCUCAUAAGCAACAGUGGAGCAACAGGUACCUGGCUGUACAGAAAUGAAAGUGACAAGGUCCUCGUACAGUCGGUCUGCAUCCAGAUCAGAGGACAGAUUCUGCAGAAGCUGGGGAUGUGGUACGAAGCAGCAGAGUUAAUAUGGGCAUCAAUCAUAGGAUAUCUGACACUUCCUCAGCCAGAUAAAAAGGGCAUUUCCACAUCACUAGGUAUAUUGGCAGAUAUCUUUGUUUCCAUGAGCAAGAAAGAUUAUGAAAAGUUUAAAAACAAUCCUGAAAUUAACUUGGGCUUGCUGAAGGAGUCUGACCACCGUUUGCUGUCAGCCGCAGAAGCCUGCAAGCUGGCUGCUGCCUUCACUUCUUACACGCCACUCUUCGUGCUCACAGCUAUGAAUAUUCGUGGCACAUGCCUGUUGUCCUAUAGUAGUUCUAAUGACUGUCCUCCAGAAAUGAAAAAUUUGUAUCUGUGUGAAGCCAAAGAAGCCUUUGAAAUUGGUCUCCUCACCAAGAAAUGUGAUGAACCAGUUACUGGAAAACAGGAACUCCAUAGUUUUCUCAAAGCUGCUUUCGGUCUCACCACAGUGCACCAAAGACUUUAUGGGGAGAAGGAGACGGUCCUUGCAGCCAGUCAGCUCUGUAGUGAAGCGAUGGGAAAGCUGUACACUUUCAGUACUUCCUCCAAAAGUCAGGAAAGAGAAGCUGUCUCUCAGGAAAUCAUGUCUGUUAUCAGCCGGGUGAAGGAACAUUUACAAGUUCAAAGCUUCUUUAAGUUAGACGAUAAGUCUUAUGUUCCAGAGGGUUUCAAGUGUGGGUUGGAGAAACUCAUCAUGCAUGGACAAAUAGAUUUCCAAAAACUUCUUGAAACCUAUUCACAGCACCACACUUCGGUGUGUGAAAUAUUUGAAAGCACUUGUGGAUACAACAAAAAUAAACAGAAAGAUACCAAAACAGGAGUCUGUAUCACCGAUCUAAAAACAGAAACAAAAAAUAUAGAUACUGUGAGUAUUAUUGAAGACAAACCACGUUCUAAAAAAGGCAUGAUAGUAUCUUCCUCCCAAAUGGCUAAGAGUGGUCUGGAGAAACUCAGGAGGGUAGGAAAGAGAAACUGGGCCCAUUCUGAUGCAUUUCGAGUCUCUUUGGAUGAAGAUGCAGAGACUGAGGCCGAGUCACCAGAGCACAGUCAUGGAGCGGGAGCUGUCUUGAACAAGUCUCUGAGUGACAGCCAGAGCUCCAGUUCUUGGAGCAAGUUAUCGGCGUUUAGUUCAUCUACAAGCUGGGAAGAAUUGAAUUAUCAUGGUGAUGAUAGGUCAGCCAAAAGAGAGACGAGCAAGAAAGAGCAUCUUGUGGACACUCGGUGUUCUACUGCCCUAUCGGAAGAGCUAGAGAUUGAUGAGGAAAGCAGAGCUGUACAUCCAUUGUCUUCAGAGCUCCAGGGUCUCUCUCUCCAGGUGUCCAAGGAUGACAGUUCUCAAAGCCAACUACACAAAGACAUACCCUUGACAACCUUUUCUCCUCGUAACACAACAGGCCCAUUGUUGGCCUCCGGAGGAGGGUGGUUAAAAGGAGCUCCAGAAAGUAUUCAGGAAGUCAAGACUAUGGGGUCUGGAAACACUUCUGCUCAUCCCAGACCCUCAUUUGGUUCUGCUUCUUGGUCUUCUGUCUCUGGUUGGCCCAAGGAUAUGGCCACAUAUCCUUCGAUCCAAGAAGAAGAAACCUUUGAAAUAAUUGAUAAGUUUCCAGAAAUUGGCUGUGAUGCCAAAAAUAGGCAUGAAGAAGAGAAGAGAGAGGAAAUCAAAGAAGACACAGGCCCUGCAUUUAAUGAUAGCCUGUGCUGGGUUGACCCAGAAGGAGAAACGGCAGAAAGAACAGAAGACAUGCCUGUAGACUUCCACAUGGCCAUGGAUGAUUCUUUGGGCAAACGUUUCAUGAUAACACACAAUUCGUUUGCCCCUCAUUGCCCUGUUCAAAAUCCUGACUCAAGAAAAAGCAGUCACUCAGUCAAAGAGUGGGACAUUGACCCUGAUGCCUCCACGGUAGAUGAGGAGAGCCAACGGCUGGACAUCAGGGACGUUCACACCACUAGCACAUGGGGCUCUCAUAGACCAUGUGCUUUGGGGCAGCUGUGUGGCCAGGAGGCCGAGAGCCCCAGUUCCUCGGGAAGCUGUAAUAUUUCCACCCCUGUCCUCAUCAAGGACUGCACUACCACAGAGGAAGCAGAUGAACCUGGAAAGCUGCUAAACUGCAGCCAGAGCUCCAGCUCAUCCUUGGCAUGGUGGUCGAAAUCACCUGCAAUUUCCAGUGGUUCUUCUGAGGGUGAAAACCCAUGGUCCUUUCUGAAUUCCAGUGGAAGUUCUUUUGUUUCAUUACCAGGAAUGAUGAGGCAGGAGAUCCUUGAGGCUCGCACCCUGAAGCCUGAUGACUUUGAAAAACUCUUGGCAGGGGUGAGGCAUGAUUGGCUGUUCCAGAGGCUGGAGAAUACUGGAGUUUUUAAGUCUAGUCAACUCCACGGAGCACAAAAUGCUCUUUUGUUAAAAUAUUCCAAGAAAUCUGGACUGUGGACAGCCCAGGAAACUGUGGUGUAUUUGGGGGAUUAUCUCAAUGUGAAGAAGAAAGGCAGACAAAGAAAUGCAUUUUGGGUUCAUCAUCUUCACCAAGAAGAAACUCUGGGGAGGUAUGUUGGGAAAGAAUAUAAGGAGCAGAAGGGGCUCUGGCACCACUUCAUCGAUGUGGAGAGGCAGAUGACAGCACAGCACUAUGUGACAGAAUUUAACAAGAGACUUUAUGAGCAAAAGAUUCAUACACAGAUAUUCUACAUACCAUCUACAAUAUUACUGAUUUUAGAGGGCAAGACAAUAAAAGGAUGCAUCAGUGUGGAACCUUACAUACUGGGAGAAUUUGUAAAGUUAUCAAAUAACACAAAAGUGGUGAAAACAGAGUACAAAGCCACAGAAUAUGGCUUGGCUUAUGGCCACUUUUCUUAUGAGUUUUCCAAUCAUAGAGAUGUUGUGGUCGAUUUACAAGGUUGGGUGACUGGUAAUGGAAAAGGUCUCAUCUACCUCACAGAUCCCCAGAUUCACUCAGUUGAUCAGAAAGAUGUCACUACCAAUUUUGGAAAGAGAGGAAUAUUUUACUUUUUUAAUAACCAGCAUGUGGAAUGUAACGAAAUAUGCCAUCGUCUUUCUUUGACAAGACCUUCAACUGAGAAGCCAAAUAAGCCAUAGACAAUCUGGAGUGGUAAGGACGACUUAGUGCUGCCCACCAGUGCCAGGCACUCCUCUCCUUCCAGGCCCAUGGAUUACGGCACAGCCUGGUCCCGUCGGGUUUAGGUGGGGCUGUGGGACUGGUUCUGGCCAGUGAUCUGUUGAGAGGAAUUGAUGAGUAUCACUUUCAGGCCCAUGUUCAGUUGCCAGUGUAACACCCUCCAGAGUCUCUUUCCUUCUGUGCAAUUACCAGAAAUACAUCAAGAGACAGCUGCUCAUCAGCAUAAGUCCUACAGUGAGGAAAACGUGAGAAAGAGACCCAACUGACCCAUGAUGAACACAAAGCACAUAUAAGACAUAAACUUUUCUGGGUGAAACCAUUUAGAUUUUGGAGCUUUUUGUCGCUAUCCAUCAAGACUGAUACUAUUGGUAUUUUUUCUUACUGAUUUAGGAGUUCUUCACAUAUAUUAAAGAAUUCAGACCUUUGUGAUAUGA